AUGGGCUUCUUCGACUUCGACACGGGGAGCGUCAUCUCCGCCCGCUCCUCCCACUCGCGCCGCCACUCCUCCAAGAAGCACCACAGCAGCAGCAGCAAGCACCGCUCGCGCUCGCGCUCCUCGGAGCGCUCCAAGAAGCGCCACAGCAGCGGCGCCGCCCCGGGCAUCGCCGCGUCCAUCUUUGGCGGCAGCGACCACCACAAGCACAACUCGUCGCGCUCCUCCUUCUUCGGCAUCCCCAGUGCCUCGCGGUCGUCGUCCUUUUUCGGGCCGCCCCUCGUACUACAAGCGCUCCCCCGCAACGGCUUCGUCCAAAAGAUGCUCAAGCAGGUCAAGCGCCUCUGGCGCGACCUCGUCUACUACGCCAAGAAGCACCCCUACAAGGUCUUCGCCCUCGUCAUCAUGCCCCUCAUCACCGGCGGCUUCCUCACGGCCCUGCUCGCCCGCUUCGGCCUGCGCCUGCCCCCCGGCAUCGAGCGCAUGAUUGGCAUCGGCGCAAAGGCCGCCUCGGGCGACUCCCUCGGCCUCGUCGGCGAGGCCGUCCGCAUGGCCAGCGGCGCCGCCGGCCGCGCCGGCAGCGUGCACGUCGAAAGGGGGUACGACGGCGACUACGCGUGGGAGAGGCGGAGCCUCGACCGCGACGGCGGCGGCGGCGGCGGGUUCGGUAGUGGUGGUGGGGGCUGGGCUGACGGUCUCAUGAAUGGCGUUGCCAAGAUGUUCAUCUGA
Molecule: messenger RNA, 726 nt
Organism: Colletotrichum spaethianum
Lineage: Eukaryota; Fungi; Ascomycota; Sordariomycetes; Glomerellales; Glomerellaceae
Exons: 2
Coding region: 1-726 (241 amino acids)
Source: RefSeq, a predicted model, not a curated record